AUGAUUAAAGAACCAACAGUUGCGGAUUCUUUGAUUAUUGCGGUACAAUUAUCUAAUGGUUAUAUAACAAAUCGAUUUUUACCUGAUAAAGCUAUUGAUUUAAUUGACGAAACUUUUGCAAGUAUUCAUGUACAAUUGGAUAGUCAAUCAGAAAUAAUUGAUCAAUUAGAACGUCGAGAAUUACAAUUAGAUGUUGAAGUAACAGUUUUAUCACAAGAAAAAGAUGAUACUUCAAAACAACGUUUAAAACAAGUUAAAGAAGAGUUAGCAAAAAUUCGAAAAGAAUUAAAACCAUUAAAAUUAAGACAAAAAGCUGAAAAACAACGUGUUAAUCAAUUAAGAAAAUUAAAACAAACAUUAGAAAAUCUUCAUGCUAAAAUGGCACAAGCUGAACGAGAAAAAAAUUUAACUUUAGUUGCCGAUAUGAAAUAUGGAGCAAUUUCUGAUCUUGAAAAAAGAAUAGCUGAAAUUGAAUAUCGUAUUAUUGAAGAAAAUAAAUAA
Molecule: messenger RNA, 501 nt
Organism: Rotaria sordida
Lineage: Eukaryota; Metazoa; Rotifera; Eurotatoria; Philodinida; Philodinidae
Source: the annotation of a GenBank genome assembly